CUCUAACUGGUGUCAUACCUUCAUAAAUAAAGGCAUAAUGCAAUGUUGGCGUUACAUUUGACCAAGAGGGUUUGACCAAAAAUCAGAUCUGCCCUUGAUAUGCGGACUGCAAGUGGAUGGAGACAUCUAGUGGCUAGUUACAUCCAAGUGAACAGAUGCUGAACAGAGUUCACUCAAAAAUGAGUUAAAAUGAGACUGAUCAAACUGACUGAUCAAAUAUUAAAAUUGUAAAAAGUUGCUAAAGUUCGGUGAUGCUUUGUAAAAGAAUAGAAGGACAUUAUAAUAUUUAUUAUUUUAUUCUAAUGACAUCACUAGCUUUUAAAAUUAAGAAAUAAAAACAAAUCUGCAUAUGGCUGUGUGAAAUAAAUAAUUUGAGAAUAGUUUCAUUUGCAUUAGUGCUGUGUCUUCUUUUACUCUCAUGUACUUGUGUCAGUUUUAGCACAAUAAAAAUUGUGCUAAACAGGUAGAAUAAGUACUCUGACUAGUAUUUUUAAAAUAAUACACUUUGAUUUAUUUUGCCUUAAGUACAAUUACAGUAUAAAAGUAAAUUAUUUAAUCUUUCAAACAAAUGUCGUCAAAUUUGUCAUCCUUAAAAGGAGCGAACGCCCCUAGUGGGCGGGGACACUCAUGACAACAAACCGGCUAUUCCUCCAAUCAAACACCUCGAUACGGCGAUCCGUGUGUGAUGCUGAUACAGUACUCGCUCAUGACAGAAGAUCUGUUGUCUGGUAAUAGCACACAAAGAGGCCUGUUCACCAUACGGUAAAAGCGUCACAACGCGCACUCAAACGCAACCUGACGCGCUCCUCUCAUGGAAGCUCGCGGAUAUUGAGAGGAAUAAAGACUGAAGGCAUGAAACUGACCGGAGUUCACAGCGUUCUUUGGGACGGUGAGAGGCUUGCAGAGGGCAGAUACAGAAUGCAAGGUAAGGGCCUUUGUCCUAGAUCUCUGAUGCACCUCUCAUGUCUUCACGAGUGCGUGCAUUAUGUGCAUUUUGGUUGUCUUAUAGACCGGGUAUUACAUUUAAAUAUGUAUGUAAUAACAUAAUGCAGUAUUCUGUCAUUAAUUUAAUUUGGAAAAAUCCAGCUUAUACUGGGUUUGUAGGGUCUUUGCAGGAUUUCCUGUUUGAACACUUUUACUGGGGGUUAAAUACAAAUUUUAGGCCUAACAGUAGUAAUAGAGUUAUUUUUAAUUUUCUAGAAGUGUUUCAUCCAUCAUACAAAGAGGUGACUGCGAUCAUCCUAAAUGUUACUUGUCAACUUCGUAAAAUUGACAUUUUUGAACACUAGCAAUAUGACUGAAGGCCUGGCAGCAGCAGCAGGUGCCUAAUUCUUGGAAAUGAGGCCUCACAGUGACCAAUGUUGGCGGGAUCCCUGAAUUGUUACCAUGAAAGCAGGGAAUUCAAGAUGCGCUUUUUCCCUGGGCUUCCUGGUGGGCAGCUGCACCUUGUACAUCUUCUUGAGACAGGUGUGGUUUGAGGAAAGCUUCAGCUGGAAACGUAAUGGCAAGAGCAACCCUGCUUCCCUGGGGCCUGAACAAAACAACCCCAACCUUACCUGGAGAGUGGAAGGAUCUGCCCUGAUCAACAUCAAACACCCUCACCAGCCAGGUGAGGAUGGUCACAUCGCAGAUGAGCUGUUUAAGAAAGUGCGUAUCCUGUGCUGGGUGAUGACAGGGCCUAGUAAUCUACAGUCAAAGGCUCGGCACGUGAAGGCAACAUGGAGUCGUCACUGUAACAUAGUGCUGUUCAUGAGCUCUGAGGAAGACCGCAGCUUUCCCACAGUGGGUCUCGGCACAGGAGAAGGCCGUGACCAGCUGUACUGGAAGACCAUUCGUGCCUUCCACUAUGCUCUGAAGAACCACGGCGACGAGGCAGACUGGUUCCUCAAAACCGACGAUGACACGUUCAUCGUUGUAGACAACUUGCGCUGGAUCUUGUCAAACUACACUGCAGAGCAGCCUAUAUAUUUUGGCAAGAGGUUCAAGCCGUAUGCCAAGCAAGGCUACAUGAGUGGUGGUGCAGGUUAUGUGCUCAGCAAAGAGGCCCUGAGAAGGUUUGUGGAGGGUUUUAGUACUAAAGUGUGCACUCAUACCACCUCAGUGGAGGAUCUAGCGAUGGGUCAGUGUCUGGAGAAAAUGGGGGUGGUAGCAGGGGACUCCAGGGACACACUGCACCGCGAAACCUUCCAUCCUUUCAUUCCCGAACACCAUCUCACAGGAAAGUUCUCCAAGACCUUCUGGUACUGGAACUACUGCUACUACCCAAUUGUAGAAGGCCCACAGUGCUGCUCUGACCUUGCUGUGUCUUUCCACUACGUCGACCCUGUGCUAAUGUACACCCUUGAGUACUACACUUACCGUCUGAGGCCCUAUGGCUACCAACACCGCUACCAGCCUCCAGUGCCUGCUGUUCUGUCUUUAGCGUCCCAUACUGGGAAACCCACCACAGAAGCUCAGAGAUUAGAUGAUCGUGUUAAAGAAAAGUCUGUAUCAACAAACACCAUGAAUCCCAGAGCUGAGAAAGUGAAGACUACUGGAACAACGUAUCACAAAGUCACAAAUGCUGCCCAGGGGAGAAACAUAACAGACAGAAUCACUGCAUGAUUGUGAAUAUGAUUGUUUCUUCUUGUGUAAAUACAAAAUGAACGCAUGUAGCACUGAUGGUGAACUGUGAACUUGGAGACUGUGCAAUGGAGUAGUAAAGUGGUUACAGAUCUGGGCUAAUAACCAAAAGCUGUAAGUUCAAACCUUAACAAAGAACAAAUUCUGUCCUUACUGCUGUUGAGCAAGUAACUUUACUGAUUGUGCCAGUAAAAAGUGAACUGUAAGUCACAUUGGGUAAGCGUUUGCUACUCAAUGGAUUUCUUAAUAAGGUCCAUGCUAUUUGAAUAAAUUGUUUUGCUGCCUUCUAGUCUCAGUUCAGUAAAAGUAUCUGAUUCACAUGCUAUACUUCAUCAUAUAUUAUAGCCAAAGUACAAGAAGGGCUUCAAUAGUUUUGUUUUUCAACAGUAAGACAAAAAUGAAAAGCUGUUUCGUAUGAUUCUUUCUUUAAUAUUUCUUUACUUGGAAAGUUCAGACGGCCUUAUUUUUGUGUGAUGUUGUCUAUGACUGGUACAUUACUGACCUGUUACCUUGAGGACAUAGUGUUCUUGAAUGAUCUACUGAUAUCUAAAGCAGUUACAUUAGAAGUCAAACUUGUCUUAAAGCAUUAGUUGUUAACUAUUAGGGACACAAUAAUGUUUCCAAUCGUAUGAUUAAGUUGACACCAAAUUGUUUGUAAGUUUGAUGUACAUAAAUAUACAUGCAGUGAUAUGAAGUUUGUCAUGAAGCCUCUGUUUUGGCAGCAAAUUAUUGCUGUGUGCACUUUUUUUUUGCGGGGUCUAAGUCACUACAUUUUAUGCCGUUUUGAACGUUUAAGUAAUAAAACAUUGUGAGAUCAGAUAGAUAAUAUUUUUAUUUACAAAAAUCAUGUUUUAUACAUUAGACAGCAAAAAUAACUUUUAAUAAAUAUAUUGAAAUGCAGGGUAUGUAAGUGGAUAUGUAGAUGUGGUGAUAUAUAAACUAGGCAAACGUAUAAUCUGCAGUACGUACAAUGAAACAAAUCACACCAUAGGAAAUCAUGUUUAUUUGAUUCAUCUUAUAUAAAUAUUUUCUCUUGCUCUAUCACUUUUGUAAAAUAAAAUGUGAAUUUUUGCUCCCAACGAAAUUUCUUGAAAAGAAGCUGUCAUGACAGAGUGGGAAAGACGAUUAACUGGA
Messenger RNA from Labeo rohita (rohu), 3756 nucleotides. RefSeq names its product core 1 synthase, glycoprotein-N-acetylgalactosamine 3-beta-galactosyltransferase 1, like a (gene c1galt1la). The record is from RefSeq and is a predicted model, not a curated record. Bases 1387 to 2604 code for a protein of 405 amino acids. Gene Ontology annotation, molecular function: N-acetylgalactosaminide beta-1,3-galactosyltransferase activity. NCBI's taxonomy places the organism in Eukaryota, Metazoa, Chordata, Actinopteri, Cypriniformes, Cyprinidae. Gene Ontology annotation, cellular component: membrane. The transcript is spliced from 5 exons.